AUGGUCGUAGGCGAUGACAACCUCCACGACUGUUUUCUGAACAGUAAUCGACUCAAGAACAACAAAACCUCUCUCGGAGCGACAAUGCAUAAGAAAGAGCUUAAUCACGUUCGGAAAUUAAGCCGCCUUUCACGAGAGGCGGUAAACGGUACCUGGAACACCGAAUACGAGGAGUACAAUGAUGCCAGCACUUUGGGGAUUGAAGAGCUGGCAAAAGUGAUUAUCUACUCGUACCAAAUGGAACACAACAUUGCCUUCAGCUAG
Molecule: messenger RNA, 264 nt
Organism: Phytophthora infestans T30-4
Lineage: Eukaryota; Oomycota; Peronosporomycetes; Peronosporales; Peronosporaceae
Exons: 2
Coding region: 1-264 (87 amino acids)
Source: RefSeq, a predicted model, not a curated record